CGCGGAGCUUCUCGGUUGCGGGCUGAAACGGCAGGCGGCUGGAGGGCGCUCGAACGGCCAGGUGCUGUGAUUAAAUUAGUCGGCCCUCAGAGACAGCCAUCCUACCUCCUUUAUCUAGGCCUCAAAAGCCCGUCGUGUGUCCGUGGUGGCCUCUUCACCUUCCCUGUUCUGUCCUCCACUGCAUGGCCCAGACAUGAGCGGUCCCCUAGAAGGGGCUGAUGGGGGAGGAGACCCCAGGCCCGGAGAACCUUUUUGUUCUGGAGGAGUCCCGUCUCCUGGGGCCCCACAGCAUCGGCCUUGUCCAGGCCCCAGCCUGGCUGAUGACACUGAUGCGAACAGCAAUGGCUCAAGUGGCAAUGAAUCCAAUGGACAUGAGUCCAGGGGUGCAUCGCAACGGAGUUCUCACAGUUCCUCUUCUGGCAAUGGCAAGGACUCAGCUCUGCUGGAGACCACUGAGAGCAGCAAGAGUACAAACUCACAGAGCCCAUCCCCACCCAGCAGCUCCAUCGCCUAUAGCCUCCUGAGUGCAAGCUCAGAGCAGGACAACCCAUCUACCAGUGGCUGCAGCAGUGAACAGUCAGCUCGAGCCAGGACCCAGAAAGAACUUAUGACUGCACUUCGGGAGCUCAAGCUUCGACUGCCACCAGAGCGUCGGGGCAAGGGCCGCUCUGGGACCCUGGCCACACUCCAGUAUGCUCUGGCCUGUGUCAAGCAGGUGCAGGCUAACCAGGAAUAUUACCAGCAGUGGAGUCUGGAGGAGGGUGAGCCUUGUGCCAUGGACAUGUCUACUUACACCCUGGAGGAAUUGGAGCAUAUCACAUCCGAAUACACUCUUCGAAACCAGGAUACCUUCUCUGUGGCCGUGUCCUUCCUGACAGGCCGAAUUGUCUAUAUUUCGGAGCAGGCAGGUGUCCUGCUGCGUUGUAAACGGGACGUGUUUCGGGGUGCCCGCUUCUCAGAGCUCCUAGCUCCCCAGGAUGUGGGUGUCUUCUAUGGCUCUACUACACCAUCUCGAUUGCCCACCUGGGGCGCUGGCACCUCUGCAGGUUCAGGCCUUAAGGACUUCACCCAGGAAAAGUCUGUCUUCUGCCGAAUCAGAGGAGGUCCUGACCGGGAUCCAGGGCCUUGGUACCAGCCAUUCCGACUAACCCCAUAUGUGACCAAGAUUCGGGUCUCAGAUGGGGCCCCUGCACAGCCGUGCUGCCUCCUCAUUGCAGAGCGCAUCCACUCUGGUUAUGAAGCUCCCCGGAUCCCUCCCGACAAGAGGGUCUUCACCACACGGCACACACCAAGCUGCCUCUUCCAGGAUGUAGACGAAAGGGCUGCCCCAUUGCUGGGUUACCUACCCCAGGAUCUCCUGGGGGCUCCAGUACUUCUCUUUCUACAUCCCGAGGACCGGCCCCUCAUGCUGGCCAUUCAUAAGAAGAUUCUGCAGCUGGCAGGCCAGCCCUUUGACCACUCCCCUAUCCGCUUUUGUGCUCGGAAUGGGGAGUAUGUCACCAUGGACACCAGCUGGGCCGGCUUUGUGCACCCCUGGAGCCGCAAGGUGGCUUUCGUGUUGGGCCGUCAUAAAGUGCGCACGGCACCCCUGAAUGAGGACGUCUUCACUCCCCCAGCUCCCAGCCUAGCUCCCUCCCUGGACUCUGAUAUCCAGGAGCUCUCAGAGCAAAUCCAUCGAUUGCUGCUGCAGCCUGUGCACAGCUCCAGCCCCACAGGGGUCUGUGGAGUUGGCCCUCUGAUGUCCCCUGGUCCUCUACACAGCCCUGGCUCCUCCAGUGAUAGCAAUGGGGGCGAUGCUGAGGGGCCUGGGCCUCCUGCUCCAGUGACUUUCCAGCAGAUCUGUAAGGAUGUGCAUCUGGUAAAGCACCAGGGACAACAGCUCUUCAUUGAGUCCCGGGCGAAGCCUCCGACCCGGCCCCGCCUCCUUGCUACAGGUACACUCAAGGCCAAAGUCCUUCCCUCCCAGUCCCCAAGCCCUGAACUGGAGGUGGCCCCUGCUCCUGACCAAGCCUCAGUAGCACUGGCCCAUGAGGAGCCAGAGAGGAAAGAAGCCUCUAGCUGUUCCUACCAGCAGAUCAACUGCCUGGACAGCAUCCUCAGGUAUUUGGAGAGCUGUAACAUUCCCAGCACAACCAAGCGUAAAUGUGCCUCCUCCUCUUCCUACACUGCCUCUUCAGCCUCUGAUGAUGACAAGCAGAGGGCGGGUCCAGUUCCUGUGGGGGCCAAGAAAGAUCCGUCGUCAGCAGUGCUGUCUGGGGAGGGGGCACCUCCUCGGAAGGAGCCAGUGGUGGGAGGCACCCUGAGCCCGCUCGCCCUGGCCAAUAAGGCAGAGAGCGUGGCGUCCGUCACCAGUCAGUGUAGCUUCAGCUCUACCAUCGUCCAUGUGGGAGACAAGAAGCCCCCGGAGUCGGAUAUCAUCAUGAUGGAAGACCUGCCUGGCCUGGCCCCUGGCCCAGCCCCAAGUCCGGCUCCCAGCCCCACAGUAGCCCCUGACCCAGCCCCAGAUGCUUAUCGCCCAGUGGGUCUGACUAAGGCCGUGCUGUCCCUGCACACACAGAAGGAAGAGCAAGCCUUCCUCAGCCGCUUCAGAGACCUUGGCAGACUUCGUGGACUUGACACCUCCUCUGUGGCCCCCUCAGCCCCUGGUGAGCGAGGCUGCCACCAUGGUCCCAUCCCCCCUGGUCGCCGACACCACUGCCGAUCUAAAGCAAAGCGUUCUCGCCACCACCAGACCCCCCGGCCCGAAACUCCCUGCUGUGCCUCCCAUCCUUCACCUGUGCCCUCUUCUGCACCCUGGCCACCCCCACCAGCCACUACCCACUUCCCAGCAGUGGUCCAGCCCUACCCGCUCCCAGUGUUCUCCCCUCGAGGAGGACCCCAGCCACUUCCCCCUGCCCCCACAUCUGUGUCCCCUGCUACCUUCCCUUCUCCCUUAGUGACCCCAAUGGUGGCCUUGGUGCUCCCUAACUAUUUAUUCCCUACCCCACCUAGCUAUCCAUUUGGGGUGUCCCAGGCCCCCGUUGAGGGGCCACCUACGCCUGCUUCCCACUCACCUUCUCCAUCCCUGCCCCCACCACCUCCCAGCCCCCCACACCGCCCAGACUCCCCACUGUUCAACUCAAGAUGCAGUUCCCCACUCCAGCUCAAUCUGCUGCAGCUUGAGGAGUCCUCCCGCACUGAUGGGGGUGCUGCUGCAGGAGGCCCUGGAAGCAGCGCUGGGCCCCUGCCUCCCAAUGAUGAGGAGUCUGCUGAGCCAGAGGCCAGACUGGUGGAGGUGACCGAGUCAUCCAAUCAGGACGCACUUUCUGGCUCCAGCGACCUGCUAGAGCUACUGCUACAAGAAGACUCUCGCUCUGGCACAGGCUCCGCAGCCUCAGGCUCCCUGGGUUCUGGCCUGGGCUCUGGGUCUGGUUCAGGAUCCCACGAAGGAGGAAGCACCUCAGCCAGCAUCACUCGCAGCAGUCAGAGCAGCCAUACAAGCAAGUACUUUGGCAGCAUUGACUCUUCAGAGGCUGAAGCUGGGUCUGCUCAGGCCAGGACUGAGCCUGGGGACCAGGUCAUUAAGUACGUGCUCCAGGACCCCAUCUGGCUGCUUAUGGCCAAUGCUGACCAGCAUGUCAUGAUGACGUACCAGGUGCCGUCCAGGGAUGCAGCCUCUGUGCUGAAGCAAGACCGGGAGAGGCUCCGGGCCAUGCAGAAACAACAGCCACGGUUCUCAGAGGACCAGCGGCGGGAACUGGGUGCUGUGCACUCCUGGGUCCGGAAGGGCCAGCUGCCUCGGGCCCUUGAUGUGAUGGCUUGUGUGGACUGUGGUAGCAGCAUUCAAGAUCCUGGCCACUCCGAUGACCCACUGUUCUCAGAACUGGAUGGAUUGGGGCUGGAGCCCAUGGAAGAGGGUGGAGGCGAGGGUGGUGGGGGUGGGGUUGGUGAGGGUGGUGGGGGUGGGGGUGAUGGUGGUGAGGAGGCCCAGACCCAAACUGGGGCUAAGGGUUCAAGCUCUCAGGACUCUGCCAUGGAAGAAGAAGAACAAGGUGGGGGCUCAUCCAGUCCAGCUUUACCUGCAGAAGAAAAUGGCACCAGCUAGGCUCCGUUUUGGGGCCACUUAACAGCAGUCUAAUGAGAGGCUUCCUUUCAACCAUGUUGGGGUUCUUAGAACUCAAGACAUAGCUGGACCGACCAAUAGGAAACUGCCCCAGCUUCUCCCAACAUAGGGGGCAGGACCCCCAUUACCAGCCCAAGACCCAGGAGCUGCCUCUAGCCUCUUAGCAGAGUGGAAGUUUUCAGCCCAAUUUGGAGGAUUGGCCGCUCCCAUCCUGCUGAGGAGACAGAUGGUUCUUUGUCUGGUUAAGGUUGCUGACAAGCUGCUGAAGUGGCCUCUCUUCAAAUCCCAGCUGAGCCUGAGUCCCAGUCGCAGGGUUGGGGCUGCACUUAUUUAUUGGGGGAGACAGCUCACUCUCCCACCUCACCCCGAGAUGGGAGGAGGGGAGCCUGGGAUCUGUGUAGGAUCUAGGUUCCUGAACCCCUAGCUGCUCCAGGGUGGGGGAGGUUGGUGGACCAUGGAGUCCCUGGUGCUGCCCCUCAGGUGGGACCCAGGUGUUCUCAGCUCUACCCUCUACCAAUGACAUUUGUGUUUUUGAUAUUGUGUCUGUUAUUUUUUUUUUUUUUUUAAUACAAAAUGAAAAACCAAAAACCCAAGACUUUGUGAAGUGAAGUUGGGAGUUUGGGUGAGGGGAGGGGUGGCCCUGGCCCCAGCACUGUAAGUGGUAGACCGCCAUUCCUUUCUCCUCCACAUCCCCGGAAGCUAAGGACUUUGUAAACUCUUACACUUAACACAACUACGCUCUCUACCAUUACCUUAGCUUGGUUAUUUUGAGAAGCAAAGGAGCAACGUGGCUAAGGUCUUGGCAAGCCCCAGUCGUAGGUACGGUGGCAGAAAUAAGUGGAUGCGCUGGGAGCUCUGAGCUGACUUCUAAAGUUUUGUUAGCACACCAGAAAUAGC
Messenger RNA from Arvicanthis niloticus (Nile rat), 4999 nucleotides. It is a transcript of the gene Per1, whose product is annotated as period circadian regulator 1. Lineage: Eukaryota; Metazoa; Chordata; Mammalia; Rodentia; Muridae. Gene Ontology annotation, cellular component: cytoplasm; nucleus. The record is from RefSeq and is a predicted model, not a curated record. Gene Ontology annotation, molecular function: transcription cis-regulatory region binding; transcription corepressor binding. Gene Ontology annotation, biological process: negative regulation of transcription by RNA polymerase II; circadian regulation of gene expression; entrainment of circadian clock by photoperiod.